UUAACCGAGUGAGUCGCAUUCUGUCAAGUGUCAAGUAUAGUUGCAAAACUUGCUCAGUAUGGAACUGGGAACGUUCGUUAAACUGUUUGCCUUUAGAGGAGUUUUUCCGAAAAUAGAUGCUACUUUCUCUGUCCUACUGCAAGAAUGCUGAAAUUUGGUCUUGAUGGAUGGGACUAUGACGUCACAGAAGCCAAGCCCUGUACUUAUUUGAAGAUGGAGGAACUGGCUCUGUUGGACUUGCUACAAUGUCCCCAGUGUUUUGAGCGACUGGAUAUUUCAGCAAAGGUCUUACCGUGCCAGCACACCUUUUGUAAGCCUUGCCUGUGGCGCAGUGAGACCUCCAAGUCUGAGGGCCAGAUCCUGACCCAUUGCCCAGAGUGUCGUACCCCUGUACAAGCUAGGUCAGUGGAGGAGCUACCACCUAACCUCCUUCUGGUUCGGCUCCUGGAGGGGCUCAGUCAGGGAUCAAUGGGGCCAGAGAGAGAUGGACACAAGGACAGAAGCAGGGACAGAAAGUAUUCUCGAUACAUGGUGCCUUCUGUCGGGAAGAAUGGUCUGCCCAGGGAGAUCCAGCAGCUGAGUUCAUACCAGUCUACCCAGAGCAGGGAGAUGCAGCCUGGGCAGAAUGAGCAGACUCAGUCUCAACCCAGAUCCCAGUACCAGAUGGAGCCAGAAUCCCAGGCUCAGCCAGUGGCCCUCUGCAGAGCACUGUUUGAUUUUGACUCGAAAGAGAUGGAUGUGGAUCUCGGGGAGUCGAAGGACUGUCUCACCUUCCUGAAGGGAGACCUCCUUACGGUCACCAGGCGAGUGGAUGAAAACUGGAUUGAAGGAAAGCUGGGGGACAAAGUUGGUAUCUUCCCUCUCAAGUUUACUGAGCCCAACACAGCAGCUACAGCCAAGCUCCUGGAAGGGAGGACCAGACAGGGGAGUAACUCCUCGGCUGAAUCUCAGAUUGGGAGUGGGCUUAGCAAUCUCGCUCCCGGUGACAUACCCAACCCCAACGGAACUGCCCACUCCGGAGAGCCCCAGAGCCCCACGAGGAACCCCAAUAUUGCUGCUUUCAACCUCCCGGUCAACAUCCCGGGGAAAUCGCAAGCUAGCCUCAGCAGCGCCUUGUACCAGAGGAACCAGACGCAGUCUUCUUAUAGCACCGGCCUGUACAAAUCGAACCAGGCACAGCAACCCGCUCACAUCGCCGCGGCGUUCCAGUCGACCGCGGGUCAGGGUCAGCUAUCCGGCGUCAGUUCCCUCAACAGCUUGAACCGCCAGCAGGGGCAUCAGGGCCACCGCAGCCUGCCGAACCACCCCCGGGUCCCCCCCGCGCCACUCGGCUCCACCCACCCCUCGGCCGUGACCUCGCAACGGGUGAAGAGGAGCUCGGAGAGCGCCGCCAGACGCCAGUCACAGCACGUGAGUACGCAGGGUGAGAGGAAGAUGAGUAGUGGUGAAGCCCCUCCCACCAUCACCAUGGCUCUGAUCAACCCCCAGAACCCAUCAGGCUCCACUGACUCAAAGCAGUCCUCCACACAGCAGCUCUCCAUCAGCGUGUGUGCUGCACUGUACUCCUACAAGCCCCGUCGCUCUGAGGAGCUGGAGCUGAGGAAGGGGGAGAUGGUUGGGGUGUACGGGAAGUUUAAGGAGGGCUGGCUCCGAGGCCUGUCUCUUCGGACGGGUAAAGUCGGCAUCCUGCCCGGCAACUACGUCACACCUGUUCUCAGAACCUCUGCAAGGCUCCUGGAGUCAAAGGCAGUGACGGCGGGCCCUGGUACCAUCCCAGGGAAGAGAACUACAUCUUCCAAGACCCCAGCAAUGGUUCUAGCUCUGGACCGGGUCAACUCAGAUGGAACAGGCUACCCAAUUGGACAACAUGUUCCGCCCGUCUCUAUCGCAACGCAGCCUGUGAGUUCUUCGGGUGGCGCUACGAGACAAUCCCUGCAUGGCGUUGGCUCGAAGGGAUGGGACACAGUGAGAAGGGUUUUCCGUGGUUCACACAGAGGCUCAUCUCACCGGGGAAAACAGUAUUCCCACACAAUAUCCUCAAGCUCAGCGCUUCAGACCCACAGUCAGAACUCAUCCCAGCGUGGUAACCACUACCCUCCCACCACCAAUGCCACGUCAGGCCUUCAGCCCCACACCCAGAGCCAAAACUUUAGCCACAUUCAGGCCCCUGGCUACUCCCCAGCUCUGCUAAGGAGGAAACAACACAUGAGCAUCCUUCCAAAUCACAACAGAUCUCUGGCCUGGAUGUCUGAGGGGCCGCCGCCAUCUAGUGGUGGCUUUAUGAAGGACAGGGACACUGCUGCCAAAGAGGCGUUUGAUAAGCAGGUGUUGGAGACUAAGCAAGCAGCUUUGAAUGGGAAUGGCCCGAACACUAUACACUCCAUCCUGGUGAAGCCAGAUGCCCAUAAAAACAGCACGGAGAAGCCCGCCAAGUCAGUAAGGUUUGUCACCCAGCCUGAUUCUCCACCACCACGACCCAGGACCACUUCCCUCCCUUCGGGUAGCCAGCCCCCCUCCAGUACUCGCCCCGGCCCCCUCCCCUUGGAGGUGUGGGCUCCAUCACUCACCCUGGGGCGAGAUGGGCCAGGGAUCAUACUGAAAGAAGGCAAGGCUCCUGUUCUUAGGAAAGGUCUGGAGACAUACCCUUCAGUCUCAGAUAGUCUGACUUCCAAUCAGAAAACGACAACAACAUCAUCAUCAUCCUCCUCAUCAGUGCCAUCUGCAUCUGUACAGUCCAACAGCCCGAGCAGACACCGAGUAGCGACAGCAUACCAGGCCCAAGCCGAGUCAGAGAUGAGCCUGAAGCAGGGUGAACCUGUCCUGCUUCACAGGCACCGGCCCGAUGGAAGAGUUCUUCUCACCCAGGAGAGUAGUGGCCACACUGGCCUCUUCCAUAGUAGUGUUCUACAGUACCUAGAUAGGUUCAGCUGACCACUUCAAUUGAUGAAAUAGGUAUUAUAUUAUUGUGUCUCCACAGAAAUAGAUUGACUAGAAUGGGAAGAACUCCUUCAACCACGGCAAUUUCAUAGCACACAUUCAUGGGUACACUCUAUAUGGCCCAAGGUCCCCCUGCCCAUUUGACUUCAAAUGCCAUUUCUAGCAAUUCCAUUUCACUGGAUCUCUAUGGGUAUGGUACCAUGCACACAAUAAUGCAAACAUUGUGAUUCAUCAGAUUAGUAUAACAAUUAGAUUUUAACGUUCACAUGUUUUCAGAGUAUAACAUUUUUGGUAAUAACCUAAUUUGCAUGGGCAUAUCUGAAACCAAGCUACCUGAUGGUACUUGAAGAUAAAUGCGCAAAAUCGGCACUCAAAAUACAAAAUAUUAAUGUUUUAAUCUAAUAGGAUUUUGUGUUCGGACAUACAAAGAUUGUAUGUGAACUAUUUUGAAGAUGCGUUCUUUAAAUUACUCUGAAAUAAUUUCACUUAAGAUGGAGGCUUGCUCUGCUGUUGUUGGCACAUGUGCGGAUAAUAUGCAUGCCUGGAUUAAGCUGUUUACAUUGAAAUAAUUUGAAGGUUUGCUUUGAAAACCAGGUGUUUUAUUUGGCAUGGGGUUACGUCUUUUAUGAUGUAACUCUGUUUUAAGAUAAGCACAGUGAGGUGUUCACAUAACUAAUGACAUAUUCAGUCCACUGCCAUAAUCAGUCAAUAAUAUACAAUUAUUAGUGUGCAUGUAAUUGCUCUCUGUGUGUUGACACUGCCAAAUUAGAUGCCCAAUCUGUGGAUGUUUGUGUGUGUGUGUGUGUGUGCGUAUGUAUUUUCACUUUGUGUUAAAAUAAAUUAUACUGCCAUUUAAAGACCAAAUAAAUAGGAUAUUUUUUGCUCUUGAGAUUCCUUUGAUCUGUUUUAAACUGUAGAAAUAUAACUUAAAGUUUCUGAGGUACAGUAUAUUUUCAUGUAUUUUGAUGUGCCCAAGCAUGAGUGUACAUACUGUAUAGCCUACUCUAUGAUUAUUACAAAUAUAUGCCACACAAUCCCACCCCUGACCAAUGUUUUAUACAUAGAAUGAGUGUCCCUUAAUUCAAGAGCUGUAAGACACAAUAGACAGUGCCUUUAUCAAGCCCAAAAAGUCUAGAUUAAAAAUAUUAACAACCGGUGUAGCUGAAGCUAGAUUUAUGCAAACAUGAUCAUUAAUUGGUAAUAAACCAUGCUGAAGUCAACUAUGGCAUACAUUUGUUCCAUUCUUAAUCUGCUGUUGCUAAUGAACAUUUUACACCGGUGGUAUGUGUUCUGUCCUGCACUAUAAAGACUUAUCUGAGAACAUGUACCCACUCCGUAUGACCUGUAAGGUAUUGUACUGCAGCUCUUUGUGAGUGCUGAAAAUAAAACAUUAAUGACACAUU
Molecule: messenger RNA, 4340 nt
Organism: Esox lucius (northern pike)
Lineage: Eukaryota; Metazoa; Chordata; Actinopteri; Esociformes; Esocidae
Gene: sh3rf2
Product: SH3 domain containing ring finger 2
Exons: 11
Coding region: 145-2931 (928 amino acids)
Biological process (GO): protein ubiquitination; positive regulation of proteasomal ubiquitin-dependent protein catabolic process; positive regulation of JNK cascade
Molecular function (GO): protein binding; ubiquitin protein ligase activity
Source: RefSeq, a predicted model, not a curated record